CUCGAAGGCGCUUUGGUUAUCUGCGAAUAAAGUUAUUCUACUUGCCGUCAAAGAGGCAACAGGCCUGCAAUCAAGGUUGGUUCUGAGUACCAAAAUGUUCAAGAACAUGUUUACUAUCGUGAAUUUGUUGGGUAGUAUAUAAUAAUGUAUCGUUACAAAAGUAAAUUUCACAAGAUACUUCCUUGAACCUUCUUUGCUAGAUUUUGAUCCAAAAUUUAAAAAUAAACGCUAAACAACUGCAACAAUGUUGAUCUCUCCCGAGUUGAUUCGCCGGCCCUGAUCAAUUUUAAAUAAAAUUUUCUCGACAGAGGAUAGGACAUGAUUAUGAUGACGGCAAAUGACUCCGUGACGGGACUCAAAAUCAAUUUUUGGCGCCACUAAAUUUGUUUACUCUGUUGUUUACGAAGGGGUUGCACUUACCAUAAAUAAAUUUUACUAAAUCAUUCAUAGCAACCGAAAAAAAAGUGUGAGCACACCCUUAAAAGCGAAAGUUGGUUUCACGUUAUAACCUCAAGAGGCCAUUUGUACGUCUCAAAGAAGAAGAAGAAUAGAAGAAGAAAUAGAAAAUACACCGGCAAAUAUCAACUCACCAAGAAAUUACGAGAUAAUAAUAGACUAGAGGCGGGACCUCAAAACGAAAUCAACCAAGAUAUUAAACAGCAGAUGGAUUCCAGUAACUUAUCUCCUCCUGACAAUGACAUCGAUCAUGACAAUGAUUACGAGGAUGAUGAUGAUGAUAAUGAUAACAAUGAUAAGUCAUCUGCCGAGUCUGAGCCAAUGGAUUUUAUUUAUGACGUAGAGGAAGCAUGGCAAAAUUUUCAUGAUGUAAGUGCUGAGGAAGAUAGUGGAACACGUUUAAGAGACAAUGAGGAGACUGAAGAUAACAAUAUACAACUAAGUAACAGGAGUUAUCAACUGCAACGUUUACAAAAGGUUAAAUCAUUAGAAGAAGUUUCCUCAGAUUACAGUUCUCCAGCGUUUUCCCGUACAAAGAGCAAAAGUUUUGAUUUGCUGGAUGAUGAAACAGAAAGUGGACUAACAUUAACUGUUGAAUUGGAGCAUUCACCUGGGAGUAUGUCUUCUAAAUUAGACAAAUUUCAUAAAGAACUGGCUGCAAAGGAUGCCUUAAUUACGGAGUUGACAUCUCAGAACAGAGACCUCAUUCUUCAAACGGGAACUGUUACUGAUGAGAAUGUAAAUGAGCAACUAAAAACACAAACUCGACUUGUUUCGGAAUUAAUGCUUGAGUGUUCGAAGAAAAACUCAGAAAUUAAUCAUUUAAAAGCUGUUGAAAAAAGUUUUAAACAAACCAAGCAAGUUCUGAAGGAUACAACAUGGACGCUUAAAGUUAGAGAAGAAGAACUCAAAAAUAUUAAAAGUGAAAUGAGAGAAAAUUAUGAAAAAAGGCUAAAUGAGUUGAUGAUACGACUGAAUGAACGAGAAAUAAAAUUGACCACUGCACGAAAUGAAAAUAAUAUCUUAGCAGAGGCUGAAAAAGAUGCAAAUCUCCGGAUUCAAGAAUUAAUGAAACAAAUUAACCUACUUCGAGAGGAAAUGGAUGUUAAAAAUGCUGAAAUUAAAGACCAUAAAGGAUAUCUAGAGGAACUAAAGCUUGCCAAUACUUCUCUUAAGGAAGAACUUUCCAAGGAGGGAGAAGCAAUGGUUUCAAGUGCCAUAACGCAAACAGAAGUUGACAAUGAAUAUAUGAAUAAUGAGAAACAAGAAUGGAUGAAAGAGAAAGAGAAUUUUCUUAUGUUACUACAAGAAAAAAAUGAUACAAUGCUAUCAAAAGAAGAGAGAUAUCAAAUAGAAGUCAGUCGUCUACACAAUGAAAUUGCUAAAGGGAAAAAGCAAAUUAGUGAACUCUGUGCCAUGUUGGAAGGUGUUAGUACCAAUAGUGAUCAACUUCCCACGAUGCAAGUUGAUAUAGCUGCCCAGGCACCAGUUGAACAAUAUCUUCUUAAGAAAACAGAGCGGGACAUAGAUGAUGAUUCGUUUGAAGACAUUGAUGAUUUAAACAGUCAGUGUGAAGAUGUACUAAGCAAAUCUGAAGGUGAUUUAAGUGAAGGUAGAACAGCAUUGCAAAGACAGAUGAGUCAUACUAUUGAGACUUAUGAAGGUCAGAUUAAAGAACUGCAAUCACUGUAUGAUCAAGAUGUAUUCUUGCUAGAAAAAGAAAACAAAGAUCUGAAAAUGCAAGUGACAAACUUGAAAGGCAUGUAUGAUGAUAUAAAUAAUGCAAAAAGCAUGUCAAAUCUAAAUACAGAAGAUUUGAAAUACAGUUACGAAGAAAAAUUAAAAGAGAUGAAAGAGUAUUAUGAAAGUUUGCUAAUGCAGAAAGAAAACUCUGUCAAUGAAACAAACGUGAACUUGAAAAGUGAAAAUGAGCAGUUGCGGACAGAUAUAUUAGAUGUUGAAAAGAAAUAUACUGAACUGUUUCAAGCUACUCAAGAUCGCUUUGAAGAAACUCUUCACAAUGAAAUGCAAGAAGAAAUACAAAGUAUAUUAGGGGAGCAACAUCAAAAUAUGCUUCUCAUUCAUCAGCAGUUACAUAAAGAAUUAGGGGAUAUCAAGUCACUACAUACAGAUCAACUAGAAUUAGUAGGAAAAGUUUACAAUGAUGAAAAAUUAACAAAAGAGUCACUAGACGACACAUAUUCAAAUCAGUUACUUAAACUACAGGAAGACAAAAAUAUUGCUGAGAAUGAUGUUUCAGCUUUAAAAGCAGAACUGUUAUCACUGCAGAGAGAAUACGAAUCUUUAAAGCAGCGAUACAGUGUUAUGGAAGAAAGUGUUGAUGCAUUUGGUUUUGAAAAUAAUAAGUAUAAAGAAGAAAUUAAGACACUACAUGAGAAGUGUGCCACACUUACUGACGAAAACAAAGUCUUGGAUGCUGAUUUGUCAAUGAGAGAUGUGCAAAUCUCCAAAUACAAAUCCGAUGUAAGAGAAUUAAACAACAGUGUGUUGGAACUUCAAGCCGGAAUAGAAAAUGAAAUCAAACCAGAAUCACCAAGAAAAAAACGUCAUAUUACGGAGAGAGGUCAUGCUUUACAUGAGGAGAUCUUAGUGUUGCGUGCCAACCUUGACGAUGCAAAGAGUGAUGUGAAAAGCUUGCUAUGCGAAAGAGAGAAAUUUGAAUCGUUAAGUAGCACUUUAAAUGAUGAGCUAAGAAAGUUACAGUCGAGAUUAGAAGAGCAAUCAAGAAUAGACCAAACUCUUAAAAGUGAAACUAAGCGACCAAUUUGUUAUUCUGUUGAAGAAAUACCUGUUGAAGCAGUGUAUGCUGAGCCAGUCGAAGCAGUCAUGGAUGAAUCAUUCUUGUUAAGUUUUGAAGGUAGUGAUGAAGAAAAUAUGACGGAAUCUAUGUUUUUGCCUGAGCAUGAAUCAACAGCUGACUAUGAUUUUUGUCAAAAUGAAUUAUGUGUAAAGACAAAUGAAUAUGCAAAAUCUUUGCAGGAUGAAGUUGAAAAUUUAAAUGAAAAAAUCAAAAUGUUAGAAGAACAGUAUGAGAAGAAAAAGUCUAUGGUUGCUGACAAUGAAGACAUUAAGGUCCUAAAGGAAAAACUUUCAACAAAAGAUCAAGCUGGAAUGCAAUUGCAGGAAACAUUCAGCCGACAACUACUUGAAUCUCAAAAUAAAAAUGCUGAACUUCUUCAACAGAUUGAGAAACUGGGAAAAGAAAAGACUGAAUACCUAAGGGAGAAAGAUGUUCUGAAAGACAGUUAUGAGAAAGACAGGAUUCGUUUUGUCGGAGUAAAGAGAGAAAAUAGUGACCUUAAGGCAAACCUAGAAGAGGUGAUAAAAUCAUUGGCGGAAACUCAAAAGAAGCUUGGGUUGAAAUCAGAAAUACUUGAGAAAGUUGAGAAUCAACUGCAAGUGGAGAAAGAAGAGAUAAGGAAAUUACAAAAAAAAAUUGAAGAUGGUGCUCAAGUUAAGGAAGAGUUAGAACAAGAAAGAAUGUUGUGUCAAAAAGUUCGAAAAAAGUUGACUGAAACACAGGAGGAGCUUGAUGAAGUGACUGCAUCUGUUGACACUUUGUCUAAAUCUGCCGAAGAAAAAUCUGACAAUGAAAAUAAAUUAUUGGAACAGAAUAAAAAUUUAAAGGAAAAACUUGAUAAUUCUAUGGAAAAAAAUAGAAGAGAUGAAGAGGAACAUGCAAAAGAUAAAAAAGAACUUUUAACUGCAUUGAAAAAUAAAGAUCUGGACAUAGAAAAUUUUAAGACAGAGUUAAAGAAGAAAGAUUCAGAAAUUAUCUUGCUGGACAAUCGCUUAAAAUCAGAAUUUGAGGACACACUUCGUUUGCUGAAAGAACAAAUGACCUUAGCCAAUCAAGAGAGUCUAUCUAUUCUUCGAGCAGAUCUUGAUCGUGACCAUCAAAGUAGGAUAGAAGUUAUACAAGAACAGUUACAUCAAGAGUAUGGAGAGGAAAUGGAGAUGUUGAGGGCAGAAUACAAUCUUAAGGUUGGACAGUUAAAAACAGAUCAUGUUGAGGAAAAGAAAGAAUUGAGGGAGAAACUUGAGCAGGAACAACGACAAUUACUUGAAACAUUAAAAGAAACUGAUGAAAAAAUUCGCUCUAAAGAUAUGACCACCCUACAAGAAGAACAUGCAAAAGAGCUGCAAUCCUUGCAGUUAGCUUUAGAAAUGGAACAUAAAGAGAUGGAAAGCAGACUUAAGAAAAGGGCUGUUGAGGAACAAUCUAAAAAGAUAAAAGAACUUGAAACGUUGUUUGAAAAAUCAAAAGCUGAAGAUGCUGACUCACUUAAGGUUCAUUAUGAGGAUGUUUUAGAGAAAGAACUUCAAAACUUGAAAGAUUAUUAUGAGACUGAGAUGGAUAAAGAUAAUCAGACUCAUGAACUUGCCUUAAAAGAUUUAAAGAAUAAAUUAAAGAAAACAUAUGAUGAAGAAUACGAUAAGAAGUUGAAUGAUUUGAAGCAGCAGCAUGAAGAAGAUAAGGAUGUAUAUAGAAAAGCUAUGGAGGAAAAAUUGCAACUUUUAAAAAAUGAUUCAAGUGAAACAAUUAAAACUGUCAUGAAAAGCAAAGAAGACGAAUUGAACAGGAGUUUUGAAAAAAGAUUGGCAUCACAUAAAGAACUUCUUGUUGAAAAAGAAGACAAAAUCCAAGACCAAUUAAAUCGGGAAGAGGUCCUUAAGAAUGAAAUAGCCGAGCUUUGCGAAGAAUUAGAAAAUAUGAAAACAUUUUACGAAAAACAAACUUUAUUAAAAUUAUCUGAAAUUCAAAAAGAAUUUGAGGACGAGCAGCGUGAAAAAGAAAAACAACAUGCUGAUGAAAUAAGUAAAUUACAGCAACUUACUGACAAGUUACAAGAACAGCUGUCACGACUUGAGCUAGACCAUAGAAGUGAAAUAACCAAUUUAAAAGAACUGCAUGAUGCAGAAAUAACAGAUGGCAGAAAUAAUUUUGCAUCCCGUCUUGAAGAUGAGUUGAUUACGUUGAAGCAGGAACAAGAUGCUGAAUUUAUAAACCUUAAAGAGAAGAAUCAAAAGGUUGUGGACAAACUGAAAGCUGAUAUGAACAAUGAAAUAGAACAGUUAAAAGCAAACCAAUCGUCUGCAUUAGAAAGAGAAACUUACAAGCAUGAAUUACAAUUACAUAAUCUAAACUGGAAUUUGUUGGAUGAACUUGCAGAAGCGCACACACAAAUGUUGUUAAGAAAUUCACAAAAAAUUAUACUUGAGCAAGAGAAGUAUGAACAAAAGUUACAAGAAAUGCAAGAGCAAAUAAAUGAUGAACAUAGCAGUCAGAUUGGCCUUCUUAAGAUAAGCCAUGAGAAAGAAGUAGCCAUGUUGUUAGAACAAAUAUCACAACUGCAUGCAGCAAAAGAGAUGAAUUCAGACGAUCAAAAUUAUGCAGAUUCUCUUGAGGAAAGUAUAGAACGUAUAGCAAAUGAUUAUGUUGUGCUGGCAAUUAAUAACUCUCAAGAUGUAAUUAACGCUAAUGAGGAAGAACGACAAAAUAUUUCUACAUUAAUGACCACACCCGUUAAAAGUAAACGAAAGAAAGUUGUAAAACAACCAGGUUCACCAGUGAAGGAGGAUGUAUAUAACAUAUCCUGUUCCUACGAAACUUUUUCAGAAGAAAGUGUUGUUGUAAAUGUGAGAGACUGGUAUACACAAACCGAAGUUAUUGGAACAGAAUUAAAAAAUGAAGUUGAUAAAUUGAAUGCAGAAGUUAAUAGCCGAACAAAUGAGAUUGAAACGUUACAUGCUGAAAUUGCAGAUAUACAAAAGAAUUUCGAUGGAAAAGUGGUCGAGUGGAAAGAAAAGAUUGCGCUUCUUGAAGAUCACCUACAGCAAGCAAAGAAAGAGAACGCUGAUCAAGAAGAGCACAUGGUGCAAGUGAAAACAUUUCACAAUGAGGAAUUAUCUCACCUUCAGGAACAAAUUGAGUUUGAAAGGAAAAUGAAAUCAGCGAAUGAAGAGAGUUUAAGGAAUGCUGUGGAAGAUGCUAAGAUGGAAAUGAUGAAGCAACAUCAAAAUUUGCUGAAUGAGUUUGUGAAAGAGCAGGAAAAAGAAAUGGAUGAGUUAGAACACGAUCAGGCGAAGCAACUGGAACAUAUAGAAGGAGAACAUAUUCGUGAUGUCAAAAUGCUUGGAAAUAAAGUAAAAGAGAAAUUGAUAGCAGAAUUUCUUCAUGUUCCUGCCGAAGAACAAAACAACAGAAAAAAUGACUCGCCAGCAGAAAUUAAGGAGGGUGUUUUGAUCAAAAGUCUUGAUGAUGAUUUAAAGGCAGUAAUUGAUCUCGUUCAAGCAGAACAAUCAAAAAAACUUAACAUUGCACGUGAUCAUGUCCGCGAAGAAAUCGAAAAAGAACAUCUUGAGAGUUUAAGUGAGCUUGAGAAAUGUCUACAACAGAAACAUGUUGAACAACUGGAAAAGCUAGCUGAAUUUCAAAAACAACACGUGCAGGAAGUAGCUGAGUUGAAGCAUGAGAAUGAUAAAAAAGUACAAGGAAUUAUUGAUAAAUAUGAAUACCAAAUUACAACGUUGAAGGCUGAAAUUGUACAGCUUGAUCAGCAGAAUAAAAUGCAUGGUAAAAAUAUAGAAGAUCUUGAGACGGCACACCAACAGGAAAUGGAGUACCUCGAAAAAAAAUUAAAAGAAGCCGCAUCUCAAUUUGAAACAGAAGAAAAUAUGAAAGCAUACAUCAGCAAAAUGACCAAUGAAUCGUUAAACACGAUACAAAAACAACAUGAUGAAGAAAUGAAGCAGUUGAAGGAUUCACUCUCACAGUCCAACGAAGCUCAAUUAAAGCACUUGAAGAAAAUCAUAAAGCUACAUGAACCUACAGAACGUUCAGAUGUAGCAGAAAUAGUGAAGCAGUUGGAAGACAUGAAGAACAUGGUGCAAAAUACUAAUUAUAGUGAACAAUUAAGUGAUAGUAUUGAAAAAAACCAAGAUGAACUAUUGAAAGAACUUGAAGUUCGGCAAGCAACGAUAAAAAAAUUAGAGAUGGAGAAUUCGAAUCUUAAAUCAACAUUAGAAUCUUCUGUUUUUUCACACAAUCAGCUGAAGGAGAAAUUAAAAGAAUAUGAAAUGCAUGCUGAGUCAUUACUGCAACGACACGAUCGACAAGAAGAUGAAAGUUCAAAUCUUGUGAAAAUGCUACAACAUGAAUUGAAUGAUAUCACUGAAGAUAGAAACCAAUUGAAGAUAAACAAUGUAUCACUGUCCAACUCGUUGACAGAUAUGGUAAAGUCAGUAGUCAAAGUGGAGGACUUAAUUCAUCACAAGAUUGAUAAGCUAAUCACCGAACACGCUACAGCUAGGGAUUCUUCUCAAACUAAUAUAUUUGCUGACCUGGCUUUAGAAGGUCAUGAACCAAAUGAAUUUAGUAAAAGUCUACUGGAUAUCUCAGAUUAUAGCUUAAAACAAACCACAGUGGAUUUAGAUGAUGAAGAACCUGCUGGUGUUGACAUGAGUGCUUUUAUACUCGAAAACGCUAAAGCAAUUGAAGAAAUACCAAAAAGAUUGAACGUGGUUGUUGAGCAGUUAUUGCAACUCCUCAAUGUUACAACACAGGAGCUUCAAGAGAAUCAUUCAGCGUAUGAGCAGCUUUCAACAGCACACGAAUCUGCAACUGAAGUGACAAGAAAACUUGAACAUGAAAAGGAAACGCUAGCAGAACAGCUUGCAGCAGUUGAGUCAGACUUUGCCAAUAUUGAAUCCAUCAUUCCCACUAUGGAAGAGCAGAUUCAAGAACUACAGAAUUUGAACGAAAAUGUUGCCGAAAAAAACGAAGAGUUACUCACAGAGGUUGAAGCCAAAGAUCAGGAAAUUGCGAAUCUUCAUGAUCAAAUAUCAAAAGCUGCAGAGUUAUAUGAAAACUUAGAAGCGGAAAGUAAAGCAGCGAAGGAAAAAAUGUUGAAAUGUGAAAAACAGUUAGAAGAAUCGAAUCUAAAAUUUCACGAUGAACGUGAACAAAACAAAUGUCUGAUGGACGCAAAGAGAAAAAAAGAAAUUGAGAUAGCUGAAUUAAAGACAGAACUUGAGAACGAACGUUAUGCGAGAAAGCAGGAAGAUAUUGCGUUUCCAAGAAAAAUAUCGAAAAGUUCUUUUGAUGUUGAUCAAGAGAACGAGAAGAUGAAAGAAGAGAUACUGGCAUUGCAUCAGGUGAUUGAAGAAAUGACAACAGAGUUUAAAGCUAAUCAGAAAAAGUUACUCGCUGAACGAGCUUCUUCCGAGUUGGUGAGUAAAACAGAAGAAGCGUUGUGUAAAAAAAAUAACGAUUUACAAAAACUUCAGGCUGAAACUUUACAAAAAAACGAAGAACUCUCCACUGCAUUGGAUGAAAAACAUGAAGAAGUUGCAGAAGUGAAAGUUCAACUAGCAAAAGCAAAUGAGAACUAUUUACAAUCUGAGAUGGAGUGUGCGGAAUUGAAAGAAGCUUUGACAAAAUUUUCCGAACAGAUUAAAGAAUUCCAAGUUAAGUUUGAUGACGAGUUACAGAAGAGGGAAAAUCUAGAGCAUGUGAACAAGGAAAAAGAGAAGGAGGUGGUGGAAAAAGAGAAGGAGGUAGCGAAGCUGAAAACUGAACUUUCUGAGGAGCGAGCUAAACGAGACGAAGAAGGAAUAUUGUUAAAACAAUCUUCGAACGAUAUGGUAGAAUCCGAAAACGAAAAGACAAGAUUAAGAGACGCUGUGCGUGCUUUAAAAGAAAAUGUGGAGCAGUUUGAAGUCGAAAAAGUAAAUCAUGAUAAUAAAAUAGCGGAGUUGAAAGACAAACUCGAAGCAGAACUGUCUGCUCGAAGUAAGGAUGCUGUGCUUUUUAAACAAUCUUCGAACGAUCUUUUGAAUGCUCUUAAUGAGAAAGCUAAGUUAAAAGAUGAAAUACAAGCUUUGCAACAGAAUAUGAAACAGCUGAAAGAAGAAAAGAUGCAACAAGAGACAGAAUUAAGGAAUCUUCAAAACCAACUUGGAAAGGAAAACAGUGAGCGAAAUAAAGAGAUUUUGUUGAUGAAGCAAUCAUGUAAAGAUAUGCUGAAUUUCGCGCAGGAGAACGAACAGCUUAAAGAAGAAGUGAAGACAUUGAAUCAAGCGUUGGAACAGUUAUCAGAGGAGAAAAAAGAUCUGUACACCCAACUAAUUGACAGUGGUUUUCCCGUUACUGAUGGUAUCUCGUCUCUCCAUUCCACCGCCAUCAGCAACCCAGCAAAAGAUGCCCAACUUACAAGUACCAAUAAACAUGGAAGUCAAGAUGACAACUCACUGUCAGACGAAAGGACUUACACAAAAGAAAAUGAAGAUAUACUAAGAGACAAUGAAGAUAAUUUGGAGCAUACACCAUACUCUUCUCUACUGCAGCAAUCCGACUCGAUAACAAUCGAAAACUUGGAUACCUAUAGUGUAUCAUCACAACGCACUGAAUUGAAUGUUGAUCAACUGCCUGCCACUGACUCUGUGAUGCAACAUCUACAGGCAAUGCAAGAUGUUUUAAAUAAGAACAUUGAUAGAAUAUUUGAUGAGAAUGAACUACUGGUCGCACGAGAUGUGAUUGGACAACUGGACGAAUUCAUUCUACAUUCCAAUCCCGAAAAACAUUCAGGAAAGCAGCACGAUGCUGAAAAACAUAGCAAGAUGAAGAUGUUAUUAUCAGACCUUCAAAAGGAGGCUGAUGAUGUUUUAGAUCUGGUUUUAAACGAUCCUGGAGCUACAGGUGUUGUAAGUAUUGAUGUAGUACGAAAUAUGCAAGGAGAAUGGAGAGAAGAAAAGGAAAAUCUAAUGGCAAUCAUUAACUCACUUAAAGAUAUCAUUGCAUUGUUCAAAGGCAAUCCAAAAGGCAAAAAGUCUCCUUCUAAUGCACGAAGAAAACGACAAGAUCUUAUUGAAGCUGUGAAAAAAUAUUUUGAAAAGGAACAAGAAGCUCUUCUUUCUGAAAAUAACCAAUCCAAACAUCGUGUAAAGGUUGAACAGAAUGCUCUCGUUGAAGAUUUAAAGCAAGAGGAUCGCAACAUGCUUAUUGAGGAGAUUCUGUCGUUACAAGGUACGUUAAAAGAAUGCAAACAUGAUAACCAGUUGCUUCUUGAUAAUGUGCAACAACUUCAGGAGGUCACUGAAACAUCGGUGAGCGAGUUGAAAGCUCAAGAACUCAAACAUCAACAUCUUUUGAAAGAUAAAUUGCAUUUGGAUGGCAGAGUUGCUGAUUUGUUGAAGUUGCUCAACCAAGAAGAGGCGAAAGCUGAUCAAGCUACAUCCGAACUUUCCAAAGAGAAAAGCAAAUGUAAAGAUUUGGAAGAUCAAUUGGAAGAUGUUGAAGCUGAAGUUAACCGUUUGCAGCAAACUUUACAAAAUGAACAGAAAGGCCUCAGUGAAUUAAUAUCACAGGAUCGAGGUAUUGUUACUAACUUGGAAAAUAUGUUGCAGGAAGAAAUUCGAAAAAACGAUAGCUUGAAAGAUCGUCUCAAAUCUGCAGUAAAUGAAAACAAUAAAAAUAAAGAGCUUCUCCACUCUCAAGAAGACCAGCUAACUGCUGCAACUUUGCAACAAAAACGUUUUGCUGCGCUCUUGGCGCGCGAAAAAGACGAAAAGGCUUCCAUGAAAACAGCACUUGUGAGAGAACAGGACGAAAAACCAUCGAUGAGGUCAGCACUCGAAAAAGCUGAAACUGAGAAUGAAUUAUUAAGAUCUGAUUUGGCGAGAGAAAAGGAUGAAAAGGCGUCUUUGAAAUCCGUACUUGCCUCAGAAAGACAAAAAUAUUUCAAAUUUAAAGAUAUGAUGAUGAAUAAGGACAAGGAAACACAGGAAAAACUCCAACAUGCUGAAGAUGUACUGAACAACAUGAGAAAGGGUGCAGACGAGAAGGAGGACAUGCGUUCACGACACGAGAGAGAUCUUUGUUCCAAAAUACGUCAGUUGGAAGCUUUGAAUAGAAACCUACAAGAACAAAUAUCUGGUAUGCAGGGUGUGGCGUGUCAAAGUGAAAAGACCAUGAAGAGUAAAAUAGACAUUCUCGAAAAUAUUAAUAAAAGCCUUCAAAAUGAUGUUGACGAGAUGGAAAUGUGCUUUGUUGAUGGUUCAUCACAUCCACUAAAUAAUAAUGCGAAGCCAAGUAGAAACGGUUCAUCCUUUCAUGAAAGUUAUGCUCCAGAAGAUGAACAGAGACCUGAGAAAGAAGAAUUAUCUGGCGAUGGUAAGCGUUUAGUAAAAGCUGGAUGGACUAUUGCCAAGGUUCAGCGAUUAUAUCUCAAGUAUUUCAGAGCAGAAAGUUUUCGAAAAGCACUUGCCUACCAAAAGCGUUACUUGCUUUUAGUUUUAAAGGAAAAUGGAAAAGCUGAACAAUUUUCUUCCCCUUUUAAUACACCAUUAAGUUUAUCUACAAAAAGAAAUUCUCGAUUUAAAGUUUUAGCUUUUGCUGUUGUCGCUAUAAACCGUAUGAAGUAUUUAGUGCGAAAAUACCAGCAUAAUCUUCGAAAAUCUUCUCCAGAAUAUCAGUAUAAAGACAGUCGCCAUAAGCCGCAUCGUACACCCGACACUGAUAAAAGCAUACAACAUCGACCUCGCUACUCAGAGGCGACGACGUUACAAAAAUCUCCAGUUCAAAACACAAAUAAAAACUGGCAUUACAAAUCUGACAUUUCCAAAACACGUGAUAAGGACUCGCAUUUAAGAACUCAUUCACCUGCUUCUAUGUAUCUACCGUUGGGUUCAUCGAGACCAACGUUGUCUGCCACAUCCGCUAGUAGCAUGUUGGACAAUCAGCGUAGCAACUACAGUAGUCCACCACGCUCGUAUCCGCGACCGCUUCGUGGUGAGAAUGCACAGAAAGAAUACUCGGAUCACAACACCGAUACUAGUUCUCGCAGUCCGCACUCACCACGUGGCACAUACACUGAAAAACAAAUCGCGGAAAUGUCUUCGGGAACAAAUACAUCCCUGAAUAAAUAUAUAGAUAAAUUAGAAGCGUUACGUUUAAGGUUGCAAACACACUCACGAUAAGUGAUUUAUUUACUUAUUUAUGAUCCGAACUACGUUUGUUUACGUUGUUCUCGUUAGUUAAAUUAUCUUGAUAAUAAAAUUUAUAUUUAGCUAUGA
Hydractinia symbiolongicarpus is the source of this 12552-nucleotide messenger RNA. RefSeq names its product centrosomal protein of 290 kDa-like. The coding region runs from base 664 to 12456 and encodes 3930 amino acids. The transcript has 34 exons. The record is from RefSeq and is a predicted model, not a curated record. Gene Ontology annotation, molecular function: molecular adaptor activity. NCBI's taxonomy places the organism in Eukaryota, Metazoa, Cnidaria, Hydrozoa, Anthoathecata, Hydractiniidae. Gene Ontology annotation, biological process: signal transduction.